AUGAAUGCUGUCGAUGACGUCGGCCUGAGCUCGUGGACCCAGCGUCACUUGUUCAUGGUUUUCCACGACUACUUCCAAGACAGCAGCGCUACUGAUCGCGUCAACUUCGAUUCGCCGGUCAUUGUUGCAGAGCAGCGCCUACCCAAGCAGGCACCGAGCAUCCCUGCUGCGAAGGAUCAAGGACGAGGUACGGCACUUGUCUUGGCAGGGCAAUGGCGCUUCGCUCUCAGAAGUGUGCUCACAGUGCGCCGCCACGUAGUUGAGCCUUUACAAGCUGUAGCCUUCGCGGCGCUGAGCCGGUCUGAGAUCGAGAACAUCUCGGCUGCAGCUGCUUCAAGGACACUCAGCGAUGCUUUGGGGACUGAUUUGGCUGCAUUCUCCUUCCUUCGCGACCCACACCUAGGCGUUCUUCAAGCUGAGUUGCAUCCAGAUCUGAUCGACUUCCACCGUGCAUGGGGAGGAUGGUUCCUGGCGCCGGCGGAUGGACACCGUGGAGGAACCUCGCUACUAGCCAUGCGAAAGAUGGACGCUGCGCUCAGUCUGGUGGAGAGAUACGAAGCUCAAAGGGGACUGCCAUUUCGCUGGAUCGUCUACUGCCGGCUGGACAUGGUCUGGUUUCAACCUCAUCCACCCCUGAGCCUGCUGGACCCACAGUAUGUGUGGGUCAUGUUCUACGCGCAGGAUUGGCAUGCAGCGAUUCCCAGGCACCUGGCAACAGCCUACUUCCGACGCUACAGGCUGCUGAGAGACAACACAGCGCCUGCUUCGGUGCAGCAGGGCCCCUCACACUUUGUCUACAAUGCCCUGGCAGCACAAGGAGUUGGCGUGGCAACAACUGAAUUAGUGGCCUCUUUGGAGACAUGCAACUGGGGCUGCUUCAGCCAGAGCAGAGGCUCCAAAAGAUUUCGAUGGCGAGUUCACGGUUUCCGCUUCACGCGCCUGGCUGCGGGUUUCCGGCGCGGCACGCUCCAAUGGGUGCGUGGCUACAGAGAACAUCUCCACUGGGACAUGGGUCACCUUCGACAUGCUUGGUCCUUCCACAAUCCGGCGCUGGUCAUUGCAGAGUCCACGGUGGCAAACGUCACCAAGAGGGAUGUCUGGCUCUGGCAAAUCAACGAUGAGCAUACAGGCGACGGACUGGAUGUCACACGGCUGAUGCGAAGGAAAGCGUUCAUUGUGCCCUGCAAUCACCACUCAGCGGCGCUACCACACGGCUUCUUCUCCCGAAGCUGGGGUGUGAAAGGUAUUGUGGACCAAAUGUUACGGCGCUCGCUCUGCAAGCGAGUGCUCGCUGUGAUCUCUUUGGCUCAGGCGUACUUGCUGGAGGAAGCGAGACGAGCUGAAGAAGCCAGGCUAGCAGAAGAAGCGAGACGAGCUGAAGAAGCAAGGCUUGCAGAAGCAGCCAGGCUAGCAUCGCUGACAGAGGAUGAAAGGGUUGCAGAGGAAGCCAGGCUAGCGGAGGAGGCGAGGUUGGCGGAGGAAGCGAGACGAGCUGAAGAAGCAAGGCUAGCAGAAGCAGCCAGACUAGCUGAGGAGGCAAGGUUGGCGGAGGAAGCAAGACGAGCUGAAGAAGCAAGGCUCACAGAGGAAAUCAGACUGGCAGAGAUCGCUAGGUUGACGCUGCUAGCGGGGCGAGCUAAAGAAGCAAAGCUAGCAGAACAAGCCAGGCUAGCAGAGGAAGCGAAACGAGCGGACGAAGCAAGGCUUGCAGAGCAAGCCAGGCUAGCAGAAGAAGCGAAACGAGCUGAAGAAGCAAGGCUUGCAGAAGCAGCCAGGCUAGCAUCGCUGACUGAGGAGGAGAGGUUUGCAGAGGAAGCCAGGCUAGCGGAGGAGGCGAGGUUGGCAGAGGAAGCGAGACAAGCUGAAGAAGUCAGGCUAGCAGAGCAAGCCAGGCUAGCAGAGGAAGCGAGACGAGCUGAAGAAGCAAGGCUAGCAGAACAAGCCAGGCUAGCGGAGGAAGCGAGGUUGGCUGAAGAAACCAGGCGUGUAGAGGAAUUUAGGGUAGCAGAGAUUGCGAGGUUGAUGGAGGAAGCGAGACGAGCUGAAGAAGCAAGGCUAGCAGAAGCAGCCAGACUAGCUGAGGAGGCGCGGUUGACUGAGGAAGCUAGGCUAGCAUCGCUGACAGAGGAUGAAAGGCUUGCAGAGGAAGCCAGGCUAGCGGAGGAGGUGAGGUUGGCGGAGGAAGCGAGGUUGGCGGAGGAAGCGAAGUCUGCUGCCCAUCCACAAAGUGCAGGGUCAUCCGCGGCAGCUGUGGCACGCCCUAAAAAGAGGACGCAACCGGCGCAUGGACUCGUCAUUCCUACGGACUCAGCCAUGUUUCCGCGAUGGCGCGAUCAGGUUUUCGGCGCUCCAUCCGCGGGGCCAAUAUUUUUCCCGGCCGCAGCGAGCGGCCCUUUCCCGCUGAACCCAGAAGUUAAUGCACAGUGCUGGAUGCAGUUACAAGGUCUGCUGAACUCGUGCCCCAUGCCGCAGACCGCACCAACGACUUCAGACGAGAUUGCAGCUGCACCUGAACCUGCACCUGAACCUGCACCUGCACCUGCGCCCAAACCACGGGCAGCAAAGCGGGGUUCUCGCAUCCUGAACAGGAAGAUUGAGAAGAAACAGCCCGCAGCUGACGAGCAGUGA
This is a messenger RNA of Symbiodinium pilosum, 2628 nucleotides long. NCBI's taxonomy places the organism in Eukaryota, Dinophyceae, Suessiales, Symbiodiniaceae. The record is from the annotation of a GenBank genome assembly.